GUUUGGAAGAUAUAUAUAGACCUAAACGGCUAUAGAUAUACGAUCCAUGAAUGUCAAGUUAAAAACGGUUGGAAUACCCGCCAAAUGGUCCAAAAGUAUAUGUAAAACAGUAGCAGUAGGUUGCCUAAGACAGAACAAACACAUUGUAAGAUCAUGAAUGUCAAAUAACACCAAAGAUGUUGCAGCAAAGUGACAGCUUUUCGUGAGAAUCAAACCCAAAUCAACUAACAUAAAAGCUUGAUUGGUUGGUUCUUAAGUCCACCACCACAUCAAGCAUUGCUUAAUCUAGAGCAGCAUUAUUUUGCAGUGGAAGACAAAGUAGGAGAAAAAUGAACAACACCUAUGCUCUCCCUCCUGGCCUCAUGUAUGAUGAGGCCAGUCCAGAUUGGAUGAGCAAAGCCGACAACGCAUGGCAGCUGACCGCUGCAACUCUGGUUGGCAUGCAAAGUGUUCCUGGCCUCAUAAUCCUAUAUGGCGGUGCGGUGAAGAAGAAAUGGGCUGUGAACUCAGCUUUCAUGGCAUUCUAUGCUUUUGCUUGUGUUCUUCUGUGUUGGGUUGGUUGGGGAUAUCACAUGUCUUUUGGAAGUCCACUCUUCUCAUCAGCUCCAUUUUGGGGGAGGGCUGAUGUGGCAUUGGACCAAAAGUAUCUUUUUACGCAGGCGUUUCUUGGGAAGUUCCCAAAUGCCACAAUGGUGUACUUUCAGUUUGUAUUUGCAGCAAUCACUUUAAUUUUGAUUGCUGGAGCUCUUCUGGGAAGGAUGAACUUUUAUGCUUGGAUGUUGUUUGUGCCACUCUGGCUGACAUUUUCAUACACCAUUGGAGCAUAUAGUAUUUGGAGUCCAAAAGGGUGGCUUGCCGUGAGAGGAAUAAUUGAUUAUUCUGGUGGUUAUGUGAUCCAUCUCUCUUCUGGAGUUGCUGGUUUCACAGCAGCCUACUGGGUCGGUCCUCGUUCAACCAAGGACAGGGAAAGGUUCCCUCCAAACAACAUUCUUCUUAUGUUGACGGGAGCAGGGUUGCUCUGGAUGGGAUGGACAGGGUUCAAUGGAGGAGACCCUUAUGUAGUCAGUAUGGAUGCUUCAUUGGCUGUCUUGAACACUCAUGUCUGCACCGCUACCAGCUUGCUAACUUGGCUAGCGCUUGAUGUCAUCUUUUUCCGCAAGCCUUCUGUCAUCGGAGCAGUUCAAGGCAUGAUCACUGGUUUAGUUUGCAUCACCCCAGCUGCUGGAGUUGUGCAAGGAUGGGCAGCCAUAAUAAUGGGGCUUCUCUCCGGCUCAAUUCCUUGGUACACCAUGAUGGUUGUCCACAAGAAAUCCAGGCUUCUUCAGAAAGUUGAUGACACAAUGGCUGUCCUACACACUCAUGCUAUCGCCGGAUCCCUUGGUGGACUCCUCACCGGUUUCUUUGCCCAUCCAAAGCUCAAUAAUUUGUUCUAUGGCUACUAUGCUCAAUAUGUUGGUCUAUUUUAUGGUUUUGACAUGCGAAAAGCCCAUCUCGGGCUUCGUCAAGUAGGAAUUCAACUUAUCGGGGUAAUCUUCGUUGUUACACUAAAUGUUGUGGUGACAAGCCUCGUAUGCCUUUUGGUGCAACUCAUUGUGCCUCUGAGAAUGUCUGAAGAGGAUAUGGAGAUUGGUGAUGAAGCAGCUCAUGGUGAAGAGGCUUAUGCUAUCUGGGGUCAAGGUGAAAAGAUGGACGUAGCAUAUGAUUUAGAGUCAUCUGCAAAACGUAAACCCAGGUCUGCUGGAAAUAUUGAGAUGGCAUAAGGCUAUCUACAUUGGUGUUCUAGAUGCUAAGCUGAAAUGAAUUUGGAGGAUAGAAGCUUUAAAAUGUUUAAAUGUGUCAAGAACUUUGCACAGUUUUCAUUGAAAUAAUGUCACUUAAUAAUUGUAAAACCAUAGAAGAAAAAUCGACCAUUUAAGCUUAUGCAUGACAGUGCUGGUUAAUG
Rosa chinensis is the source of this 1942-nucleotide messenger RNA. RefSeq names its product ammonium transporter 2 member 5. The record is from RefSeq and is a predicted model, not a curated record. Gene Ontology annotation, molecular function: ammonium channel activity. Lineage: Eukaryota; Viridiplantae; Streptophyta; Magnoliopsida; Rosales; Rosaceae. The coding region runs from base 330 to 1760 and encodes 476 amino acids. The transcript has 3 exons. Gene Ontology annotation, biological process: ammonium transmembrane transport. Gene Ontology annotation, cellular component: plasma membrane.